Messenger RNA from Grammomys surdaster, 1553 nucleotides. It is a transcript of the gene Gabre, whose product is annotated as gamma-aminobutyric acid type A receptor epsilon subunit. Lineage: Eukaryota; Metazoa; Chordata; Mammalia; Rodentia; Muridae. Bases 30 to 1553 code for a protein of 507 amino acids. Gene Ontology annotation, molecular function: GABA-gated chloride ion channel activity; inhibitory extracellular ligand-gated monoatomic ion channel activity; GABA-A receptor activity. Gene Ontology annotation, biological process: monoatomic ion transmembrane transport; nervous system process; regulation of postsynaptic membrane potential. Gene Ontology annotation, cellular component: dendrite membrane; neuron projection; GABA-A receptor complex. The record is from RefSeq and is a predicted model, not a curated record. The transcript is spliced from 10 exons.
CACAGGUGGUCGUGCCAGGCACCGCGGAGAUGUUGCCUAAAGUUCUGCUGAUGCUCCUCAACAUGUUCCUGGCCCUCCAGUGGAGGGUUGGACCUCAUAUUAAACUGGAGAAUAAACCCCCUGACCAAGAUAAGGUAGUCUUCGGCCCUCAGCCUCAGCCUGUUGGAAAAAAGUUUCCAGCAAAAGAAACAGAACUCACUGCUGAUUGCAUGACUGAACGCCCGGGUGGGAAACUGACAAGAGCUUCUCGAAUCCUUAACACCAUCCUGAACAACUACGACCAUAAACUGCGCCUCAGCAUUGGAGAGAAGCCUACUGUGGUCACUGUUGAAGUCUUUGUCAACAGCCUCGGGCCUAUUUCCAUCCUGGACAUGGAAUAUUCCAUUGACAUCAUCUUCUACCAAACCUGGUAUGAUGAGCAUCUUCGUUACAAUGACACCUUUGAGACCCUUAUUCUGCAUGCCAGCGUGGUGAGCCAGUUGUGGAUCCCGGAUACCUAUUUUAGGAAUUCUAAGAGGACCCAAGAGUAUGAUAUCACCAUACCCAACCAGAUGGCUCUCAUCCACAAGGAUGGAAAGGUGUUGUACUCAGUUAGGAUGACCAUUGAUGCAAGAUGCUCACUCUACAUGCUCAAUUUUCCAAUGGAUUCUCACUCUUGCCCUCUGUCUUUCUCUAGCUUUACCUAUGAUGACCAUGAAAUGAUCUACAAGUGGGAGAAUUUCAAGCUCGAAAUCAAUGUGAAGAACACUUGGAAGCUAUUGGAGUUUGAUUUUACAGGAGUGAACAACAAAACUGAAAUCAUCUCCACCCCAUUUGGUGACUUCAUGGUCAUGACAUUCUUCUUCAAUGUGAGCAGGCGGUUUGGCUUUGUUGUCUUUCAAAACUAUGUCCCUUCUUCUGUCACCACAGGACUUCUGUCCUGGGUCUCCUUCUGGAUCAAGAUAGAAGCUGCUGCUGCCAGGGCCUCAGUAGGGGUGAGUUCUGUGCUCACCAUGGCCACGCUGGGCACCUUUUCUCAUAAGAAUUUCCCUCGAGUCUCCUAUCUCACAGCUUUGGACUUCUAUAUUGCAAUUUGUUUCGUCUUGUGCUUCUGUACUCUACUAGAGUUCACUGUGCUCAACUUUCUGACCUACAAUAAUAUUAAACAACAGACUUCUCCAAGGCUCUACCAACUUCCAACCAAUAGCCGUGCUAAUGCACGUACUCGUGCUCGUGCACGAACUCGAGCUCGUGCUCGUGCCCGUGCACACCAGCAGCAGGAAGUGUUUGUGUGUGAGAUUGUCACUUAUGAGGAAAAUGCUGAAGAGGGGUAUCUGUGGUCUCCAAGAUCAAGAAGACCUCAGUGUCCCUGGAGGCGGUGUGGCAGAAGCUAUGUGUGCUUCAGGGUUCUCAGGAAGUAUUUCUGCAUGGCUCCUGGUUGUGAGGGCAGCAACUGGCAGCGGGGUCGCAUCUGCAUCCAUGUUUAUCGCCUGGAUAACUACUCGCGGGUACUUUUCCCCAUUACAUUCUUCUUCUUUAAUGUGCUCUACUGGCUGAUCUGCCUUAACUUGUAG